AAUACCGACAACUAGUAGGACAACAAUAAGGAGAACCGACGAAUCCACAGCACAGACAACCAAGUCUACAACGGCACAAACUACAAAAAGUUCAACUCAUGCAAACAACAAUACCUACAACUAGUCGGACAACGUUAAGGACAACCGACGAAUCCACAGCACAGACAACCAAGUCUACAACGGCACAAACUACAAAAAGUACAACUCAGCAAACAACAGUGCCUACAACUAGUCGGACAACGUUAGGGACAACCGACGAAUCCACAGCACAGACAACCAAGUCUACAACGGCACAAACUACAAAAAGUGCAACUCAGCAAACAACAACAAUACCGACAACUAGUAGGACAACGUUAAGGACAACCGACGAAUCCACAGCACAGACAACCAAAUCUACAACGGCACAAACAACGCAGCGGACAACUCAAGCCACAACGACGAUUACAACGAUUCGGGUAACGACAGACAUCGAUGCCUGUUUGGCAGCUCCAUGUCACGUAAACGCCACCUGCACAGACCAUCCCGCCCCUGCACUUGACGCAACUUGCACCUGCCACACUGGAUAUGCGGGAGACGGCCUUGUCAGUGGGACUGGGUGCUUAGAUAUUGACGCAUGCUUAAUCAACCCGUGCCACGUGCAAGCCAUAUGCACAGAUAACCCAGCUCCUGCUCUCGAUGCGACUUGCACCUGCAAUACUGGAUAUACUGGAGAUGGACUCAUCAGUGGGAGUGGAUGUUCAGACAUCGAUGCCUGCUUGGCUAAUCCGUGCCACGUGCAGGCCACAUGUACAGAUAACCCAGCUCCUGCUCUCGAUGCAACUUGCACCUGCAACACGGGAUAUACUGGAGAUGGUCUUGUCACUGGAAAUGGGUGUUCAGACAUCGAUGCCUGCUUGGCUAGUCCGUGUCACGUGAACGCCACCUGCACAGAUAACCCCGCCCCUGCACUUGAUGCGACUUGCACCUGUAACGCCGGAUAUACAGGAGAUGGUCACGUCAGUGGAAAUGGGUGUUCAGACAUCGAUGCCUGCUUGGAUAACCAUUGCCACGUGCAGGCCACAUGUACAGAUAACCCAGCUCCUGCUCUCGAUGCAACUUGCACCUGCAACACGGGAUAUACUGGAGAUGGUCUUGUCACUGGAAAUGGGUGUUCAGACAUCGAUGCCUGCUUGGCUAGUCCGUGUCACGUGAACGCCACCUGCACAGAUAACCCCGCCCCUGCACUUGAUGCGACUUGCACCUGCAACACUGGAUAUACUGGAGAUGGUCUUGUUAGUGGAAAUGGAUGUUCAGACAUCAAUGCCUGCUUGGCCAGUCCGUGUCACGUGAACGCCACCUGCACAGAUAACCCCGCCCCUGCACUUGAUGCGACUUGCACCUGUAACACUGGAUAUACAGGAGAUGGUCUUGUUAGUGGAAAUGGGUGUUCAGACAUAGACGCCUGUUCGGACGAUCCGUGUGACGUGGAAGCCAUCUGUACAGAUAACUCCGCUCCUGCUCUCGAUGCGACUUGCACCUGCAACACUGGAUAUACUGGAGAUGGACUCAUCAGUGGGAGUGGAUGUUCAGACAUCGAUGCCUGCUUGGCUAAUCCGUGCCACGUGCAGGCCACAUGUACAGAUAACCCAGCUCCUGCUCUCGAUGCAACUUGCACCUGCAACACGGGAUAUACUGGAGAUGGUCUUGUCACUGGAAAUGGGUGUUCAGACAUCGAUGCCUGCUUGGCUAGUCCGUGUCACGUGAACGCCACCUGCACAGAUAACCCCGCCCCUGCACUUGAUGCGACUUGCACCUGCAACACUGGAUAUAUGGGAGAUGGUCACAUCAAUGGAAAUGGGUGUUCAGACAUCGAUGCCUGCUUGGAUAACCCGUGCCACGUGCAGGCCACAUGUACAGAUAACCCAGCUCCUGACCUCGAUGCGACUUGCACCUGCAACACUGGAUAUACAGGAGAUGGUCUUCUUACUGGAAAUGGAUGUUCAGACAUCGAUGCCUGCUAUGCUAGUCCGUGUCACGUGAACGCCACCUGCACAGAUAACCCCGCCCCUGCACUUGAUGCGACUUGCACCUGUAACGCCGGAUAUACAGGAGAUGGUCACGUCGGUGGAAAUGGGUGUUCAGACAUCGAUGCCUGCUUGGAUAACCCGUGCCAUGUGCAGGCCACAUGUACAGAUAACCCAGCUCCUGCUCUCGAUGCAACUUGUACAUGCAACACUGGAUAUACAGGAGAUGGUCUUGUUACUGGAAAUGGGUGUUCAGACAUCGAUGCCUGCUUGGCCAGUCCGUGUCACGUGAACGCCACCUGCACAGAUAACCCCGCUCCUGCACUUGAUGCGACUUGCACCUGUAACGCCGGAUAUACAGGAGAUGGUCUUGUUAGUGGAAAUGGGUGUUCAGACAUCGAUGCCUGCUUGGCUAGUCCGUGUCACGUAAACGCCAGCUGCACAGAUAACCCCGCCCCUGCACUUGAUGCGACUUGCACCUGCAACACUGGAUAUACAGGAGAUGGUCUUGUUAGUGGAAAUGGGUGUUCAGACAUCGAUGCCUGCUUGGAUAACCCGUGCCAUGUGCAGGCCACAUGUACAGAUAACCCAGCUCCUGCUCUCGAUGCAACUUGUACAUGCAACACUGGAUAUACUGGAGAUGGUCUUCUUACUGGAAAUGGGUGUUCAGACAUCGAUGCCUGCUUGGCUAGUCCGUGUCACGUGAACGCCACGUGUACAGAUAACCCUGCCCCUGCACUUGAUGCGACUUGCACCUGCAACACUGGAUAUACUGGAGAUGGUCUUGUUAGUGGAAAUGGGUGUUCAGACAUAGACGCCUGUUCGGACGAUCCGUGUGACGUGGAAGCCACAUGUACAGAUAACCCAGCUCCUGCUCUCGAUGCGACUUGCACCUGCAACACUGGGUAUACUGGAGAUGGUCUCCUCAGUGGGAGCGGAUGUAAUGACAUCGAUGCCUGCUUGGAUAACCCCUGUCACGUGCAGGCCACAUGUACAGAUAACCCAGCUCCUGCCCUCAAUGCGACUUGUACCUGCAACACUGGAUAUGCCGGAGAUGGCCUCGCCGAUGGAUCUGGAUGUACAGAUAUCAAUAAAUGUGAUCCUAAUCCAUGUCAAAACGGAGGAAUCUGCACUGUGAGGGGAAACAGCUACAAUUGUAGGUGUUCACGGGAAUAUGCAGGACGUCACUGCGAAAAGGAGUUAGAAAACUGUGGACGUAACAAGUGUCACCUGGAUGGAUACUGCAACAAUGCUUUGGCCAGAUGCGUCUGCCACGAAGGCUACAGAGGGAGUGGAACAUUCUGUUCGAAGGUGGUCACGCACCAUUUUGCAUGCAGAUUCCCGACUAUCAUUUUUACCAUUCGUUUGCUGGUUACUACGUCACCGGCUUUUGGAUUUUGGGGAAGGAUUGUUCGGCAACCGUUUGAGACAGCCAUACGACGAAAGAGCCUGUACGUGACGCCAGAUUACGACGGCGAUGGCACAGAUGAUAAUUACGACAUGGGGGUGGAGAACAUGCGUGUACUAAGAUUCCGUCCUGGAAGUGUGAUUGCAGUAUACGAAUUAAACAUCACGGAGCACACUAUACCAGAAUUAGAGCUGUUUAUCAGAAAUCUAACUGCCGACAACAGAAUUGGAAACCUCUCCAUUCAGAGUAACUAUACUGUUUUGGGAGAUGAAGCUCUUGUACGCUGCCACUGUGAACUUGACUCGGAGAAGUGCGUUGAAGGGAAGUCUAACUGGACAUGUGAAUGCCGCGAAGGAUACACCAGAACCACUGAUGGAACGUGUGAAGAUGUCGAUGAAUGCGCUCUGGACAUUGAUACCUGUAGUGACGACUCUGACUGCGUCAAUACAAGAGGAUCCUACACUUGCAGCUUCUGCAAACCGAUGGUGAGCAUACUUGGAGGAGGGCGAACUAUCCUGAGGAGCGACCGAUUGCAGCUCAACAGCGUCAUCGAGUACUCGCCGAAAUGUGCGAUCGAAAGUAUCAGGGGAAUCAGGUACGAUUGGACGUUUAACAGCACAGAUGAGAUGACACAGCGUCGACUGAGCCAACUCGCUCGUACUCAGCAGGCAGACAUAAAGAUACAGCCCAAGACAAUGGCCGUAGGCAAGGUCACUUUCUUCCUGACAGUCGUUGCUGUGGACGAUCGCGGGAUAGAACUUUCAUCUCAAACGUCGACGACGAUCACCGUCACCUUCGCCCCGCUCAUGGCCGGGAUUCUGGGCGGCUCCAGAAGGCAGACAAGAUACGGAACUCUGACGCUUGACGCUGCAACACUGUCGUUUGACCCUAACGGGCUGCUCAGUUGUCGUAACCUGACGUAUACCUGGGCGUGUACCGAACGUGCCAACAAUGAGUGCCCAGAAUUACGUCCUACUUCUGACUGUGGUAAAUUUCUUGCAUCGGUAAAACCCGAGUUGUUUACACGCGUUUUCACCUUCACCCUGACGGUUUCGGCGCCGGAAAGGAUACAAGGCACGGCCACACAGAUUAUUGAAGUCGUCGAGUCGUCAAUUCCAAGCCCACAAAUUAUUUGUGAAGAAUUGCACGGCACAUGUGGACCCGUUAUAAACGAGGGAGAACAAAUGAAGCUGAUGUCCAAUUGUACAAACUGUGAUCAGCAAUCUGAUGACGUCUCUUACCAAUACUGGUGGACGCUUGUCGCUAGUCCUGCUGGUUAUUCGGAGUGGGCAGAUCGUGAUUAUGACAACAAUCUCCUGAAUGAACGUGAUCAGGACUAUCUAGUGCUGAAGGCCAACGUUUUUGACAAGCCAGGUGACUAUACAAUGAGGCUCAACAUAACAGAAAGUCCAACAAACUUCAUGGGUUACGCUGAGUACAUCUUUACUACUAACGGUCCUCCAAGCAUUGGAUCAUGCAGAGUGAUGCCACCCGACGGCACGGCCUCAAUAGACGACUUCAGGAUAUGCUGCGAAGGUUUUCAUGACCCUGAUCAACCCCUGACCUACAACUUUCUUUACGAAACUGACAUUGACAUUGCAUCCGUGAAUACGACGUCUACAAAUGUCCUUCAAUUGUUGUAUACUGGACCGGAGAACUGUACGGCAUUACUGAAGCUUCCGCUCGGAAAUCGUAGUGACAACUAUCGCCUUCCUAUUCGAGUUCAAGUGGUGGAUAAGUACGGUGGGUCUGUGACAAUCGAGCCGUCACCGCCAACGGUGCGGCCGCCCAGAGUUUCGUCUAUCCAGUUUAACAACACCACAACCAAAGAUGUUCAGAAAACCACCGCUGAGAUCUCCAGCAUAGCGUCUGUCCUGAAUGCUCAGGGCAACACGACAGCCAAUAUGACACAAGACAGGGUUCGGCUUCGGGAUAGUUUGACGGCCAUUGUGCAGCAGGUGGAGAUUGUCACACUGGAGCACGUUCAGCAGGUCCUGGGCGCCUUGGAGCACGUCACUGCAGUUCCGAUGGAGCUCGCCAACAAUGCACAGGUGGACGCAUCGACCACGCUGAAGGAUGUGAGUGAGCUGGUGAUGAACGUGUCAGGGGACAGUGGCACGGAGGAGCUAGAAGUCCUCUCAGCACAUAUCUUAACAGUCGCUGUAAAUGUCAUCAGUGCAUCCAACAUCAGGGCUAUAGAGACCAAGGAGAGGAAUGGCAACAAAAACAUGACAUCUGAUCCGGACAAUGUGAAGCAGGUGCUGGAGCAAGUCGAGAAGAACAAAGAGGCCACUACUAGAGUGUUGGGUACAAUUAACACCUUCGGCACCAUCCUGCUGUCAAGAAAAACCAGAGACGACAAACCAACGCUACUUGUGUCCAAGGGCUUCCUCCUAAGCCUGGCCAACACAAGUUGUGAGAGGCUGGGAGAGCGAACUAUUCGAACUGAUGAGGAACGGGUUGGAGCCUUCUUUUUCUUACCAGAAAAAGCCGCCAAGCAGAUGGACUGCUUCCAAAAACGUAACGGAAGCGUUGGGUCCAAGACCUUCUGGACGCAGGAAAACCCGCAUGGGUACUCACCAAACUCUGGAGAUGUUAAGACAGGGGUGCAGGCGCUCUCCUUCGAGAGAAAGGAGGGGGCAGUGAUCCGUCUGAAUGAGCUGCAGGACGAAGCAAGGAUACAGCUGAUAACGCCACGGAUCGACCAGAAUAACGAUUUCAUCAUCAACGGUACGACCCAGCCGGAAAGCAGUGGCAAUAUCACUGUUCAUAACUUCAACAUCAGCGAGCCGGGGACAUCCCUUCACAUUUUCCUGGAGUCCCAGGACGACCAGGUCCCAUUAAGACUCUUCUUGCAACGAGGUGCGGACGCAUCACCAACCGACUAUAGUUGGAACACGUCGUUGCCUCUAACAAAGAAGUCCCCGCAAUGGUCCAGAAACGUCUCCGCAGAUCCAUUCAGUUGGUUUCUGUCGCAAGAGGAGCUGAACAUCACUGAGGAGGACACUCCGUGGUCGUUAGCCGCUCAGCAUGAGCCUCGAUCACCUGGCUCAAAUGACACCGAAGAGAACUUCAUAGCCAGGUACCAAAUUACAAUCAUUGCCGCCAGGUGUCUCUUCUUUGACGAGGAACAGCAUCUGUGGGAAGACCGCGGUUGUAAGGUUGGACCAUUCACGACAAGGGACCACCUGCAUUGUCUGUGCAACCACCUUACCUCCUUCGGCUUCUUUGUGGCUCCCAAUAAACUGAACAUCAGAGCGGCCCUCCUGAAAAUCCCAGACGACAUCACGACUAACUUCAUCGUGUGGGCCACGGUCGGCACUGCGUUCAUGCUGUAUUUUAUAUUGUUAUUCUGGGCAAGAGGUCGGGACAUCAGGGAAAAGAAGAAGCUACGCAGACGGCAUGGCAACCUUGUUCGCGGCACAAGCUAUAACCGUUUGCUGGAGUUCCAUCUGUGGGCAUCGGUCGUCCGGCCUCCAUCGCACAGCACCUUCACGCGUGCGCAGAGAGUGUCCUGUUGCUUCUCCCUCCUCAUGUUGUUGAUGGUCACAAACAUCAUGUUCUUCCAGCAGAGCACAGAGAACAACACUAUCCACAUCGGAGGCUCAGAAAUACCGUUAAACAUCAGUUUACGAACGGUGAUAUUGGGGCUGACGUGUACACUGAUCGCUUUCCCGCCAAAUGUCAUCAUAGUUUUGAUCUUCCGGAACCUUUCCGUUCGAAGACAGAAAACCGUCCAACUGGACAAUAUCAUCCAAGCAAGAGCUUAUCAAGAAUUCGGUGGUGUCUACAAUGCAAGAAGGACGGGCCCCGGCUGUCUUGAUACCCAGAACUGCACUUCCGACGCUGUAAGCACGUCAUCGGGGUCAGAGCAUGAUGGGAGAAGGAGGGGGUAUAUCGACCCUAAAACAGGAGUAAUGCACCAGUAUCGUCCCCCUGUCGCACAGCAGGACGGGUGUCUGCCGUGGUGGUUCUUGUUCAUAGCAUGGUUCCUUAUCUUCGCCAUCGUCACCCUGUCGGCCUUCUUCACCCUGUUAUACGGCGUGCAGUACGGCCGGAGCAAAGCCGAGGCCUGGCUCUUCGCCUUCCUCAUGUCCUUCCUUACAGACAUGCUCCUUGUUCAGCCGCUGAAGGUGCUUCUAAUCGUCAUCUUUGUGCGGCUCCUCUGUAAGAACCAAACGAAGUCCACAUCACAAUUUCGCAAGGCCUUACUGCAAUGGAAGAAACUGCCACGGGCUAAAUUGAAAGGUAAACUCGGCAGUCAGCGCCUGGCAGACCAAAUCCAGGACCUGGAUGAGAGGUCAUCUGUAGACUCCUCACUCCCAGUGGAUGAGAGGUACUCCUCGGAGCCGUCACUCCCCAGUACAGCAUCUAUAUCCACACCUGAUGAUUCUCUAACCACGCACGGCACUGACGAACUGGACACCUCUACUGAAGACAUCGAAUCAGCGUCUUACCUCCACCUCGAGACGCUUUCAGACGCCUCGAGUGACCCAUACCCCUCCGAGUAUGGCGAGUUAGAGGCGCCUGACGCCUGGACCACAAUGCAUGGCGGUGAACGAGUACGUCCCGUACAUUCCGAGUACGACGUAGACGCAGCUGAAGACAAUGAUUCAUCAGCGAAGCCGUUUCGACAAAUUUCUUAUAAACUGCGAUAAAAUAAGUUAUUAACUGACUAAGCAGUGAAAUCGAGCAGACGAACAUCAUAUCGUUUAUUUUUAUACUAGUACUUAGCAAUAUUCCGUCCGUAUUUCAUUGCUAAUAUCCACCAUGAUAGCAAACAGAAAACGGUAGCAGUGAGACAAUUAAUUGAAGACUAUAUAUCAAGAUUACAGCGCCAACCCAAGACUAAAACGGACUACUAGUUUUACUUAGCAUACGAAAUCAUUUACCAACAACGUUAGAAAUGUAACAAAGUUUAAGAGAGGCACACUUGUACAAUCCAUUUGCAUAGCAAAUACGAACAAGGACUCUGUAAAUAUGUUGAGAUUAUCAUAUUUUCAAGAAUUCUGCUUAAUUUUUGUGUUUUACGCUUUACGUUUUGUAAUAAACGUUAUCAAUGUUGCUGACCAUCGCCUUGGUAGUUAUGGCAAACAGUAAUAAAUUCCGUCAUUAUGUAUUUCUCUUCA
Molecule: messenger RNA, 8540 nt
Organism: Branchiostoma floridae (Florida lancelet)
Lineage: Eukaryota; Metazoa; Chordata; Leptocardii; Amphioxiformes; Branchiostomatidae
Exons: 48
Coding region: 99-8069 (2656 amino acids)
Biological process (GO): Notch signaling pathway
Molecular function (GO): calcium ion binding; Notch binding
Source: RefSeq, a predicted model, not a curated record